Messenger RNA from Pieris macdunnoughi, 840 nucleotides. NCBI's taxonomy places the organism in Eukaryota, Metazoa, Arthropoda, Insecta, Lepidoptera, Pieridae. The record is from the annotation of a GenBank genome assembly.
AUGACUGGUAAAUAUUCAUAUACAAAGCGAAUUUUGUAUGCUAUAGUGUUUUUCAGUAAUACACCAUACACAUGGCGCGGAGCUGUUGUCUUCGUACAGAACAGCGUGUCUCGCGAGGGUUGGAUCGCAUUAUGGCGCGGAAACAGCGCGACCAUGGCUCGCAUAAUACCGUACGCUGCGAUACAGUUCACAGCUCACGAGCAAUGGAAACGGUUGCUGGGUGUUGACACACCGCAUACCGCUCAAGAGGCGCCCUUUCGUCAUCUGAUAGCGGGAUCCCUUGCUGGAGUUACCUCACAGAGUGCCACUUACCCAUUGGAUCUGGCGAGGGCACGUAUGGCUGUAGCGGACUACAGAUCUCUUAGGGCGGUCUUUGUAAGGAUAUUGAGAGAAGAAGGGGCGGUUACGUUAUACAGGGGAUACGGUGCUACAGUUCUGGGAGUUAUUCCCUACGCCGGUGUUUCAUUCUUCACGUACGACUCGCUCAAGCAUUGGCAUCUUGAUUAUGCAGGUACAGCCCCCCACGGCUUCACAAAUGUUUUAUUCGGAGGUAUAGCUGGGGCUUUGGGCCAAACGUCGUCCUACCCACUGGAUAUCGUGCGCAGGCGCAUGCAAACCGCAAAACGAGCGCCUGAUGGCACAUACCCCUAUCCGGCCAUAUUGCCUACUCUAGCACAUAUUUACAGAACUGAGGGCUGGCGGGCAUUUGUCAAAGGCCUGAGUAUUAAUUGGAUUAAGGGACCUAUAGCUGUUGGCAUAUCGUUCGCGACAUACGACCAGAUCAAAACGACUCUACGGGAAAUCGCCCUCACAUUCUCCUCGCUUAGGGAAAACUUAUAA